UCUCUAGCAUCUGCUUUCUCAAUUCUCUCUCCGUCCCAUCUCUCCGUCCCAUCCAGAUCCCUUUGUGCUGGAGAGGAGGGAGAGACACAAGAGAAUAUUUAAUAUACCCUUCAUCAGAAUACUUUUUGUAUUCAUUUCAUCUUUAUCAUAUCCGUCCCAUCCAGAUCCCUUGGUGCGGGAGAGGAGGGAGAGACGCAAGAGAAUAUCCAGAUCCCUUUGUGCUGGAGAGGAGGGAGAGACGCAAGAGAAUAUUUAAUAUACCCUUCAUCAGAAUAUUUAAUAUACCCUUCAUCAGAAUACUUUUUGUUUUCAUUUUAUCUUUAUCAUAUUCACAUCAAAUUUUCAUCAUCAUUAAAUUUAUUUUUGUGGAAUGGAAUUCUUCUUAAAGGCAAAAGUGGUGCGUCUGCGGAGUCACCACGAUAAAUAUAUGUUGGCCAAUGAAGAUCAAGAAAAUGUUUAUCAAGAUCGAAAUGGUUGCUAUGACAACGCAAAAUGGACCGUCGAGUUAUUGGGGAGCAACAACAAUAAUGUUAUAAGAUUAAAGAGUUGUUAUGGAAAAUACCUAACGGCUUCAAACAUGCCAUUUCUUUUGAAAAGCACAGGUAAACAAGUGUUGCAAACUUUACCUAAAAGAUUAGGUUCAUCGGUUGAAUGGGAACCUAUUAGGGAUGGUGUUCAAGUGAAACUAAGAACACGUUAUGGACAAUAUCUUCGUGGAAAUGGAGGAUUACCACCUUGGAGAAACACAAUAACACAUGAUCUUCCUCGUAGAACCGCAACGGUAAAUUGGAUUUUAUGGGAUGUCGAUAUUGUCGAACUUAGACCAAAAGAGGGGGGACAAAUUCCUAAGCCAAGGCCAAGGCCUACACCUAUUAUACCUCCAAUGCGAUGUCUCAAUGAUUCAAUUACAGAAACAAUGGAUAAUUCAUUUCCUUUUCCGUCUCCAUCGUCAUUCUCGGAUUCAGAUAAUGGACCCCUCGUCAAGAUCGAUCUAAAGUCUCCUCGAUCACCUGAGGUUGAAUCCGAAGAUUUAGACUAUCCAUCUCCAUCGCCGAUGAAAGAAGGGAGGGUUAUAUUCUACGACAUUGGUAAUGAAAAUGGUGAAGUUGUUGAUGAAAAUAAAGCAUCGUUCUUUACCUUUAGAGGAAGUAGUUUGGAGGAGUUGAAGGAGAAAUUGAAGGAAGAAACUCAACUUGUUGAUAUUCUUGUGUGUUGUCGCAAUCCUUUGAAUGCUAAACUUUACCCUAUUCUUUUGCAUCUACCUCCUAACAAUACUGAUAUGCAUGUUGUUGUUGUUCCUUCUUCAUUUAAAGCCAAUUGA
Lathyrus oleraceus (garden pea) is the source of this 1321-nucleotide messenger RNA. RefSeq lists its product as uncharacterized. The transcript is spliced from 3 exons. Bases 371 to 1321 code for a protein of 316 amino acids. The record is from RefSeq and is a predicted model, not a curated record. NCBI's taxonomy places the organism in Eukaryota, Viridiplantae, Streptophyta, Magnoliopsida, Fabales, Fabaceae.